Molecule: messenger RNA, 4397 nt
Organism: Notodromas monacha
Lineage: Eukaryota; Metazoa; Arthropoda; Ostracoda; Podocopida; Cyprididae
Source: the annotation of a GenBank genome assembly
UAUCUUCUUUUUUCAGAUGCUGUUCCGUUUCGCGGCUGUCGAAACGAUUUAACAUCAGUGUGUCAUCCGCAUGAUUAGGCAUACAAGCGUUGAGAGCACCGAUCUGAUCCGACAUUUUGAUGAAAGCUGCGUUUUGUUUCAGCAAACUUCGCAGCCAUUUGAAUGUGUCACAAAUCGAACCUUUCGAGAAAGGAAGAAUAUGAAUGGCGCCAAUCCCCGUUAUAUGCAACUUGACCCGAGUUGGAACGCUGCUUGUGGUAGCGAUGCAUUUUCAUUUGACUCCGGAAAAGGAUCAGCUUUCGAUUUUCAGGAUGGUUCCUCGGAGACGGACAUUUACAUGCACCCCGGGCUAGAAUCGGUCGAUCCACCUCCCGCUCCAAAACCGAAGAAGUUUUUCAAGAGUCGUGAUGCAACGAACUCUGCCGCCCCUGAAUCCGCUCCGCUUCGUAAAUUCGAUCUUUCCACCUUGUAUGGACCUAAGCAUAAGAUUUUCAAGAAGCAGCCAAAGAGAAGACUACCACCGGCGACGAAGAAUACCUCCGGGAAGAAGCUUGAAUCAGAUCCUCCGCCAUCGACUCCAACAUCGUAUCUUCAUCGUGCGCCGGUUUCAGUUCCCGCGAAGGAGAACAAAAUCUCCGAAGUGGAAGUGCGUGCCCCUCUUAAGAUCGUGAUGAAGAAAACGUCAUCUGGAUUUCAUGUGGAAGCAUCAGACGGAGUCACCAAGAAGAAAAAGCAUGGACGUCCCCGAGGUAGAGCGAAAAAAGAGAAAUAUGCCGUCAGCGAGAAGGAGGAAGAAGACAACGAAGUCUUUCACGAAGAUGAAUCUUUAGAUAUCGCUGGAAGAAUUUCUCCUGCUGUUCCGCCUCCCGAUCUUCCCCCGGGGGUGACUGCACGGAGUGUUCGUUAUGCUAAACGCCUGAAAAGCCCGACGUCGCAAGAAGAGGAAUUAUCUCCAGCUGUCGAAACCUUGAUUUUCCAGAGGUCUCGUUCGAAAAGUCCAAGAGGUCCCAGGAAACGUUCGACGAGUGGCCGGAAACGUAAGAAGCGUGGAGGUUUAAGGAAUGUUGGUCAUCGCCCCAAGAAACCUAGUCCACCACAGGCAACUUGGGAAACAUUGUUGGGUCCAGAUGCCAUUGUUAUUCCUACCUUCCGACCGGAUAGUGUACAUAAUUCCGAACCCGCCGUUACUCCGGAUCAGGAAUCACAAUCCGUUUCUGAUGAUUCGCCUGAGAAUGUAGAAAUCUUUGAAGACGUCAUGGAACCUUGUUCUUCAGAAGACCCCAGAUCAGAAGAUAGCAGUUCUUCUCCCCAGACGAAGUCGCAAACAUCUCAGCCGUUUGCGUCCUCUGAACCAGAUCAACCCGAUCAUCGACCGAGUUUGGUGUUGAAGUUUGGAAUGACUAGUGACUUCCCGAUUCUGACCUCUUCCCCGUCGUGUCCCGAUUCUGUGUUCAAUUUGACAGUGCAUAAACCUGAUGAUUUAUCUGAGUCCGUCAAACCAUGUGAUGUACCCCCGCCCAUUACUGAACCCCCGGAACCGAAUCCAAUGAUAGAACCUGAAAAUUCUUGCAAACCUGUACCAAAACGCCGUGGUCGGCCUCCGAAAAAACUUCCUGCAGAUGUUCCGAUCGAGGAGCCACCUACAUUUUCUUCACAACCGAAUCUUCAAGUCGAUUCGCAACCAUGGCUGGAUACGAUUGAAGAAGAAAAGGCGAACAGUGAACCUCAAACCGUGGAUUUUUCGGCGUUCGAACCACUGCGUCAAGCAGAGAGGAUCAUUCAUAUUCCUAGUCGCAAUCCAAGCUCCAACAAUGAUGGAAGAAAGCCCAGGAUAUUUUUUUCAAAAUCCGCAUCGAAUCGUGCGUCGUACAAACACAAGUGGCACGGUGAUCAAGACGAGGAGGCCACGAAGAAUAAAGCCGCGGCGAACGCAGCAGUUACGUCGAGUGAUGCUGUGUCUCGAGCUUAUGAUGACUUCGAUGCGGAAUUCGAACCGCAAAACGCCUUUUCUGAUCUUCCGAAAUUGCGGAAAUGUAUCACUGCACCGCCAAAAAACUUGGGUGAUAUCGACGAAGAGGCCAAAGAAAUCGUGUCUCUGAAGUGCGGUCGUGAGCAGAAAAAGUUUUUCACUGUGGUCAAAAAUGUUCGUCACGGGUAUCAAAUUCAGGAAAUAGCAGAAUUCCAAGAUUUUCAAGAUGAUGUGGAUUAUAUUCUCGAAUCGCUCAAAGACUCAAAUCCUAUUGGCGUCCGCUGUCUAAGUGCCGUUUCUUUGGCAAGCAAGUGCAUGGUUCCUGCUUUUCGAAUGCAUUUGCGGGCACAGGGAACUGUCGCAAAUUUCUUUGGUGCAUUGAAAGACGCUCCAUCUGAUGCGUGUUUGUCACUCUGCACUGCCAUGACCUUCUUCGUCCUUGCUCAAGAUCGGCUCAAUAUGGAUCUGGACUGCGAGAGUCUUAAUUUGAUGCUGAAACUCAUCGAAUCCAACACUGGUGGCGAAGGAGCCGAAUUCAAGGAAACCAAAUUAGACUCCAAAGAACUCGAAAAGCAUCGUCAGAAGGUCAAAGAGAUGUGUGCCGAAUUGCAAUCGCAAGGCCACGCUCAGACGUUGGAUUUAAACCACAUCACCCCUGAACAUUUGGCUGUGGAAACGUUGUUGAGUUUAACGUCCCGCCGUGCUGGAGAAUGGUUCAAAGAGGAGCUUCGGGAACUCGGCGGUUUGGCGCAUAUCGUCAAUACAGUGAACGACUGUUUACGUUAUUUGCCGCAAGCUCGUUCCGUCGAACAGAUUCACUUGCUGCCGCCUAUAACUUGGAAUGCAAAAUCUGUGGAGAAGCUCAAGAGAGCUGAACGAUGCCUUCGAGUUUUUCAAAGUGUGACGAGUCACAAUGAAGAUAAUCAGAAGUACCUGCUCAGUUACCAAAACGGCGUGUUGGUGGAUUGUGUGAUGAAACUGUGUGAACUUUCUGCGAACGAAAUUCCGUCAUACUCUAUGGAUUCGUUCAGUGUGAGGGAGUCACUUGCCGAUACGUUGCUCGCAACAUUGCUGUCUUCGAUGAAAGUUCUUCUUUUGCUUGCUGGAGACAUAUUUUCGGAAAUUCCGGAUGAGCGACCCGCGGAAAUUCUUGGGAAGCGUCCUGGACUUUUUUCCCUCUGUUGUCAGUGUAUGUUCCAUCUGAAAAAGGAUGUACCGGAAUCAUUCAAGGCAGAAUUCCUCAUCUUGGCGCUUGGAAUUUUGAUACAUCUUGUUGAAAAGUCGCCGAAAAACCGAGACAAAUUUCUGUCUAUGAGGAUCAAUGAUGGAAGGGAUAUUCCUGGAGAAACAGAACCCAUGGAAGCAUUCAUUCAUUUGUUCCUCAAUUGUGACGCCAACGCCAAAGAAGUCGCCGAGGUCACUGACAACAUCAUUGAUGAAAUGGACGAAGCUCGUAAGAAGAAACGUGAUCAAGAAAAACAAAAGAAAGAGGAAGCGUUGGAGGAGACUUUGAAUGACCUUGUUUCCAAGGCUGGGAAGCAUAUGGAGGAAACCAUCAUCGGCGCAAACACAGCUAUGCUCCUAACGCAUUGCAUUUGGGAUAACCCGGGUCGAGAGGAAGCAUUACGCCAGCUAUUGCCAGAAAAAAAUUUCUCCCGGCUUAUUGGUUUGGUGGAGAAGUACUUCAACUUUGUUAAGCUUACAGCCACGAUCGGUAACACGGGAGCGAAUGCUGUUCAAAUCAUCGACAAAGUCUUGAAAUACCUGAAGAAGCGCGACGAAUUGAAAACUGCUUCCAACAGCGAUGCAGAUCGCGAUGCAGCGAAUUCCUCUUGGUGUUUGGAUGAUUCCAUAUCACUGCCACUCCCGGAUCCCGAUGAAUCAAUGUCUGCAGAGGACUCGAACGCUGUUGACGACGACAACUUUUCAUUCAGCUCUGGCUGAUAGAAUCUCGAUCAAAGAUGAUAAUGUUCAUGCAAUUAUCGAAUCGGGUGCGUUUGGGGAUACAUUUUUUUACCGUGAUUGAGAAAAAAGGAUCGAUUUCUUGCUACACGUUGAUUUUACAAAUUGAUAUUAGAAUUUUACUACUGUACUAAGAUUGCGAGGAGUUAUUUAUGCGACAUCUCUGCAUUCAAAUAAUUUUGGCACGAAUCUGGACCUGUGUAACUGGUCAUGAACCGUGUGUUAUGCUUUAAGAAAAACUUCCGUUGUGCGUUUUUAUUUAUGAUUUGUUCAACAGGAUUUGCAGAUCUCAUUUUGGAGUUUUUUCGGUGCUCUCCGUGUAUUUUCGAUUGAAUGACGUUCGUUUUGUUUGAUUGAGCGCGAGCGUAUAAUUUUUGUGACUGGUUAAACGGACUUAUAUAGCGUGUUGUAGAUAUCUGCUGAAAUCUCCAGUGUCUUGAAAAGAGAGCGUCCUUCACAUUGUUGA